Messenger RNA from Annulohypoxylon maeteangense, 2086 nucleotides. Its product is annotated as heterokaryon incompatibility protein-domain-containing protein. The record is from RefSeq and is a predicted model, not a curated record. Bases 1 to 2073 code for a protein of 690 amino acids. NCBI's taxonomy places the organism in Eukaryota, Fungi, Ascomycota, Sordariomycetes, Xylariales, Hypoxylaceae. The transcript has a single exon.
AUGGAACAGCAACCUCCUCUAGUUCCUCAGAUUCGGUUGCCUGAUGGAUGGAAUUUUAAGUCUCUUGGUUCACCGAACACGGCGUCUCGAGAUACUCGAAGUUCCUCUUGCAAAACUUGUGGUUGGAAUGGCGAUCCUCUAGAGCUCCUUAGGCCACGUCGCCUCCUUCAUGCCAUCAGCUCGAGGGAUCUCUCUAGGAAUUGCAUCCGCUGCCAGAUUCUAGCACUUGUCAUCAAGGCCCUAAAAGUCCAUAAGACGGGACUGCUUCGAUCUCCCAAUAGAGUUUCUUUCUGCGGCAGAAAUUAUAUUAGGGUCGACGAUGAAUUCUCUUCGGCAUAUGAAGAGGUGUUCUUGUUUAUUUCAGCAGAUUCCCACGGACCUGAAAUUCCUCGUGGGAUACCAAGGGGCCGACCAGAACACAUCGAUACCUCAUCAGAUGCCUCAUUUUUCUGGGCACAAGAACAAAUCCAAGCUCAUCAAUAUUGCUGUCAACCUGUCAACGCUAGUUCAUUUGUUCCGACGCGUCUCAUUCGUGUCAACCCGAGAGGUCUCGGCAAAGAUGUUGUUCUCGAUGACUGUGUUCCUAAAGGCACUCGAUACGCAGCCAUUAGCUAUUUGUGGGGCAAGAAAACGCAACCAUGUUCAACGACACCUUCGACACUAAGCGACCAUAAGAAACGUAUAAAAUGGUCCACAUUGCCAAAGACUACUCAAGAUGCCAUAGAAUAUACACGUCGGUUGGGUAUCGAAUAUAUAUGGGUCGAUUGCCUUUGUAUGAUACAAAAUGACCGGGCAGACUGGGAACGGGAGUCGGGACGGAUGUCCGAUAUCUACAAAAACGCAUAUGUAACCCUGACGGCUGUUUGGGGCGACGAUUGCGAUUCUGGGCUUUUCUCAAAGUCCGAACGGUUCAGGUCGACUCCAUUAGCAAGUUUACGCUUUAAUGAUGAGGACUUCUCCCUUUCCAUGCGACGAUUUCAUGAACCGAUUUCUAUCCGGGGCCGGCAUUCUAAUCCUGGGCUUCCCAAUCCAACCCCGUUAUUCGAUCGGGCCUGGACUUACCAGGAACGAUUGAUAUCGCCUAGAGUUUUAUAUUUCACGAAAAAGGAAUUGGUUUUUGAAUGCUUCUGCGAUACCGCUUGUCAGUGCUGUCUUACGCAACAUCGACUCUUGGACUAUGAUGACGCGGAAUGUCCCAAGAGGGUCUUUUAUAAGGUUAUUAAUCCUACGAAGAAACUCACGAGUUCGAGUGCACAAACCAACGCUGUCGCCGUCCGAGCCCGGGAGUCUGGUAAAACGCCUACUAAAAUUUAUGGUAACGAAAUAGCUCUAAAACCAAACCCUUAUGACCCUCGAGAGGCGUGGGCGAACAUGGUUUCGGAGUAUAGCCUGCUAAAUUUGACUAACCUGGAUGAUAAACUCCCUGCCAUCGCAGCCAUGGCUAGACAAUUCCAGACAGUCCGCCCUGGGGAGCGUUAUCUUGCUGGUUUGUGGUCGGGUUCUUUGUACCGAGAUUUACUAUGGCAGACGUCAAGCCAGGAUACCCAGAGAUUAACAACGGCACCGACGUGGUCUUGGGCUUCUAUAUCUAAGAUGCCUAUCGCAUAUCCUGCAAUUUCAAUCGAUCAAUUAACCCCUUCUGUCAGAGUUGUAGAAGCAAUUUGCCGCUACGUCGAUAAUAACCCAUAUGGGGUUUUCAAGACUAGCUCUCUAAUACUACGAGGCCGAUUAAUUUCGUGCUGGGUCCGUCAAAAAUCUGGACACAAUUUCGAGUUGACGCACUUGCGUUCUGGACUGAAAAUCGAAUCAUUGGUGUCUAUAGAUUGUACCGAUGUGUCGUUUGGUAAGGUUCCGCGAAAAGUCCACUUGCUUGAAAUCGCGAAGGGACUCGGCGAACAAUCAACGAACCGCCACUUUUUGAUUCUAGACCGGGAGAGUAGGUCGCGUCAGAUAUUUUCUAGAGUGGGUGUUUUGCAUUUUUCUCCGAGUAAAGGAAAUCACAAACAGAACAAGGAAUCCAUGAACAUGGUAUUGAAUGGAUUUAGCUCAACGGAGACGGUUACCUUAAUAUGAGGAUAUUCGGAGG